AUGAACCCUCAUGCUUCAAACACCCACUUGAAUGCCCCUCAUCUCUCCGAGCUCCCUGCAACGAUGCCGUUUCAGGAUGCGUCGGCGGUGCUCGGCCGUACCUCCAGCUUCCGGAGCAUUUUCUCCGCCGAGAACUGGGCGGAGCUGCCGCUGAAGGAGGACGACGCUGACGACAUGGUUAUCUACGGCGCUCUGCUUGAGGCCGCCGCCACCACCGGAUGGUUCCCGGCAAAUGGCAGUGGGGUGAGCAAAGUACCAGUUAAAAAGGAAAAUGGGGGUGAAAGCAGUGGCACCAAAGGCGAGAGUGGAACUCACGCGCCUCCGGUGAAGGGGUUGAGCUACCGAGGCGUGCGGAGGAGGCCGUGGGGAAAGUUUGCGGCGGAGAUAAGAGAUGCUAAGAGGAAUGGUGUGAGAGUGUGGCUUGGAACCUAUGAAACUGCUGAGGACGCAGCUUUGGCAUAUGAUCGAGCUGCGUUUCGAAUGCAUGGCUCCAAAGCAAAGCUCAAUUUUCCACAUUUGAUUGGUUCGGAUGAAGCCGAACCGAUUAGGGUUACAUCAAAGAAACGUUCGUUGAAUGUUUUACCGUUGGUGACUGCAAAACGGAGUAAAGAUAAUUCUUUGGUUAUUCGGAGAUGA
Molecule: messenger RNA, 636 nt
Organism: Vigna umbellata (rice bean)
Lineage: Eukaryota; Viridiplantae; Streptophyta; Magnoliopsida; Fabales; Fabaceae
Source: RefSeq, a predicted model, not a curated record